AGUACUCUGUUUUCUGCUUCAGUUGGACUCUAGACAAUCACUUAGUUCAGCUCAGUGGGCUGCAAAACCAAUUUUGGUUCAAAUGAAUCAGGGAAGAUGGAUUUUUAGAUGAUGGGAACUUUUAUCAUCCCCGGCCUCUGCAUCAUAAUAUUACUUAUUACAUUGCUAAUAUUGAACAAAAAAACAAUUUCUCAUCCUGCCGAAAAGUAGGGGAAGGUCAAAAACAAGGACCACUUGUUUGGCGACAGAUGGUUGAUAUCAGUCACUGUCUAAUCUCCAAGUCUGCUGGCCGCUUUUGGUUUGCAAUUUGGAACAGAGCAUUUAGUUGAUAAUAUGCUGGAUCAAGGGUGGUUUACUGAAUAUCGAUGAGCUACUGCUAGGCAAUUCGUAUAUGGUAUACAUGAUAUGAUAGAUCUUCGGUAGGGAAAGUUGCCGCGCUAUUGCUUGCCUGUGGAUGCAAGAAUGUGCACCAGGGCUAUCCAACAGAGACACUAGUGCGCUUCCUUAAAGCUAGAGAGUGGCAUGUAACUAAUGCUCAUAAAAUGCUUGUGGAUUGUUUGAAUUGGAGGAUACAAAAUGAAAUUGACAGUAUACUGGAGAAACCUAUAAUCCCAGUAGACUUGUAUAGAUCGAUACGAGAAUCGCAGCUUGUUGGGUUAUCGGGAUACUCAAAGGAGGGCGUCCCAGUAUUUGCCUUUGGUGUUGGACAGAGCACAUAUGACAAAGCUUCGGUCCAUUACUAUGUGCAAUCUCAUAUUCAGAUCAAUGAGUACCGUGAUCGUAUUAUUCUGCCUAUGGCAACGAAGAAGUUUAGACGACCUAUAACCACCUGUAUAAAGGUUCUUGAUAUGACUGGUCUGAAGUUGUCAGCACUGAGCCUAUUGAAGAUUUUGACUGCAAUAUCUGCUGUCGAUGAACUGAAUUACCCUGAAAAGGCCGAGACCUAUUAUAUUGUGAAUGCUCCAUAUAUAUUCUCAGCGUGUUGGAAGGUUGUGAAACCUCUACUGCAAGAGAGGACAAGAAAGAAGGUCCAUGUUUUGAGUGGUCGUGGGAAAGAUGAGCUCCUAAAGAUUAUGGACCAUUUGUCCAUCCCCCAUUUCUGUCGACGCGAGGGUUCAUCAAAAGCUUCGUUGAGCAGCGUCGAUGACUGCUUCUCGCUCGACCACCCUUUCCACCAAGAGCUCUAUCAUUACAUCGAGCAGCAGGCGUUGAACCAGGAGCUCAUCAAGCAGGGUUCUUUGCAUGUAGACAUCCCCGACCAAGACCCCGAUGAUGCCAUGAUUGUGGAGGUCAUCCAGGCCGAGUUUCACAAGCUCGGUGAACAGAAUGGGUCUGCUGAUGGCGACCAUAAAUAACGGUGUUCGUGUAAGAUGUCAGCGGCUUGGCACAAUAGAUGUGUGUUGCUGUGAUGAAACUGAUGAUCCAUUUCGGUGUUUGCGAUGUUUGCUUGACCAGCCUGCUGUUGUUUGUGGGGUAACCAGUUCCAUGGCGCAAGACUGAGGUAGAAGAAGCAACCGAUGUAUACUAGAUAGAAAUAACCAACGAUUCACCUGUUGUAUACUUUGGCAAUGUACUGUCAUAUGUAUGUCCUCUAAGCUAGGAGUAAACCAUCCUGUAACAUGGAUGCAAAAAUAAUCUUGAGAGUACCAUCCUUCAAUCAGAAAUAAAUGGUGCAUCUUGACCUUUGCCAUCUGUUACCACUUGCCA
Molecule: messenger RNA, 1707 nt
Organism: Triticum aestivum (bread wheat)
Lineage: Eukaryota; Viridiplantae; Streptophyta; Magnoliopsida; Poales; Poaceae
Product: phosphatidylinositol/phosphatidylcholine transfer protein SFH2
Exons: 10
Coding region: 543-1355 (270 amino acids)
Source: RefSeq, a predicted model, not a curated record